Molecule: messenger RNA, 1955 nt
Organism: Homo sapiens (human)
Lineage: Eukaryota; Metazoa; Chordata; Mammalia; Primates; Hominidae
Product: serine/arginine repetitive matrix protein 1-like
Exons: 5
Coding region: 1-1086 (361 amino acids)
Source: RefSeq, a predicted model, not a curated record
AUGGUGGCAGGGCGGGCAGCGGAACGGGAGGACAGCCGGAGAACGGGCGCGGAGAGUGAAUGGAGGGCGUCGCUGGCUCAGCCCUGCCGCCGCCUGGACCGAAAGGACGGAGCAGCCACCGCGCAGCCGCUAAGACGCCGACGCCACGCCCACUCUCCGCCCCCGCGCCUCCUCGCGCCGCGCUCAUUGGCUGCGCCGCCAGGCCCCGCCCCACACCAGCCUGCGUAUGCCGGGAGCCAGGCCCCGCCCAUGCGCCGUAGGGGCCGCUGGGGGUUCCGCGGCAGCCUUGACCUUGUGAAGGUCAGGCCGCUGCCAGUACCCGAGCGGGCGGGAGGGCAGCUGCGGAGUCAGAAGCCCACCCUGAUGCCCAGUUCGCUCCGAGUGCGUCGUCCGCUUUCUCCCGGAGGCCGCGGCGACCCCGCCGGGAUGUGCGACAUGUGGUGCCCCGACCCCCGACCCUUGACCCUUGACCUCCGGGCAGCUCCGACCCUUUCAACACUCUCCGGGGUCGUGCGUCGGGAGACCCCGGCCCCUGCCCGCGUGCACCCGGGGGGCCCCGCGCGAAGCCUGCGGCGGCUUCCACGUGGGCGCGGCUCAGUCCCGCUGCCGAUCCGUGACUCCGCGCCGCCCUCCGCGCCCGGCCUAGCCUCAGCGAGGCCGGGCUGGACGGGGCCCUGGUGCUGGUUUUCAGUGCCUCAGCGAGGCCGGGACCAGAGCUGCUAUUUCCAGAUGAGGCUGGCUCGCAUCUGCUCUGGCCGGGGCUCCAGGCCUGAGCCCUGCAACACGGCGUUCCCUUUCCAAGUCUGCAAAGCCUGUCUUAGGGGAGAGAAGAAGUUUCCUUCCAUGCGGGUGGGGACGGCUAACCAUGUCCAGACACUGAGACCGGUGCUCUGUGUGCUCAGCCUUCAGCCUGCACUGGCUUGGUGGCUUGGUGACCCGCCAGCAGGGUGGUGCUGUCUGUGGGCUCUGCUCAAGCUCCUCUCAGAGCCAGGAGGAUGCCCGCCUGCUUGGGCCUGGCUCCCAGGAUGUGCUUGGCAAAUGCUUCUGGGAUGGAUGGAUGGAUGGAGUGCUGCACGUGGGACUUAGCCUUGGACACUAACUCCUUUGCCCCUCGUAUCUGGGAGGGAACAACACAGUUGCUAUGCCUGACUAGGGCAUGACCUGGGAGGCCUUUGGGGCCACACAGCCUCCUUGGGAAAGGAGGAUCAGGUGGGCCUCACACCCAGGAAUUGGAAGUGGGAGAGACAACAGCUGCUGGGUAGUGGGGGUAGAGCUGUGUCUCUCACUGCCCUGCCCCUCCAAGGACCAAGAAGAAAGGAAUGAGCCCCGAUCCGCCUGCCAGGUACCCACCCAUGAGAACCCCUUCUCUGCCAGCAUCUGAUAAAAUUACCUGCGUAGCUUUAGAGAUCACUGCUGCCUGACCAGCAGCCGCUCUGCUGGAAUCUGUCCAGAAAGCCCCUUGGGGCUCAGAAAAGUAGGUGGGUUAAUAAUAGAAGUAGAUGUGGGUUUUUUUGUUUGUGUGUUUAUUGAGACGGAGUCUUGCUCUGUGGCCCAGGCUGGAGUGCAGUGGCGUGAUCUCGGCUCGCUGCAAUCCCUGCCUCCCAGGUUCAAGCAUGUCUUCUGCCUCAGCCUCCCAAGUAGCUGGGAUAGCAAGUGUGCACCACCACGCCUGAUUUUUGUAUUUUUAGUAGAGAUGGGGUUCCAUCCAUCCAUUCCAGAAGCAUUUGGCAAGCACAUCCUGGGUGCCAGGCCCAAGCAGGCUGGUCUCAAACUCCUGACCUCAAGUGAUCCGCCCACCUCGGCCUCCCAAAGUGCCGGGAUGACAGCUGUGAGCCACCGCGCCCCGCCCAGAAGCAGAGGUGUUUUAACGGGAAGACUUCAGGCUUCAUCGGACGGCCGGGAAGGAAUCAGAGCAGGGGUUUCUUCCGAGAUGGCCAGUGGUCACCUGAGAUGGA